This is a messenger RNA of Mytilinidion resinicola, 2641 nucleotides long. RefSeq lists its product as uncharacterized. The coding region runs from base 29 to 2245 and encodes 738 amino acids. Lineage: Eukaryota; Fungi; Ascomycota; Dothideomycetes; Mytilinidiales; Mytilinidiaceae. The transcript is spliced from 2 exons. The record is from RefSeq and is a predicted model, not a curated record.
CGGCGGUCCCACUACCCCUUCGAACAAGAUGGGCGGCGCGGACGGACACGACCUCGAAGUCGGGGACACGGUCGACGUGCCCGGGGGCAUGCAUGGAACCAUCAAGUUCAUCGGCAGCGUUCGCGGCAAGAAGGGGCUCUUUGCCGGUGUCGAACUGAGCAGAGAGUUUGCAUCGCGCGGGAAGAAUGACGGCGAUGUUGACGGAACGCGUUACUUUACUACCUCUAUCCCGGGGUCUGGAAUAUUUCUGCCCUACCACCGCGCCUCCAGACGAGCAUCACCCACGAACUCCUCUGACACUUUUCCUCCAACUCCUACAACGCCGGCCUUCACGAACUUCAACCUUUCAACAAACGAUGCAUCGGAUAAAUACAGUCCCACGCCCUCCCUGCCAAAAUUCUCACAAUCCAUGGGCCCCGGAGCGCGAGCUCCAAGCCCCGUCUUCAAACCGAAAGGCCGGCCCUCUCUUCCCAGGCCAGAAUCGCCCUUUCGUAAGCAGCCUAACCUGGCCCCGACGCCGGGCAGAGCGCCAUCUCUAGGCCCAGGGUCCUUUUCGAAGAGCCAGAUCGGAGGCCCGAGAUUUACUUCAAGUCCUGCCCCGCAUAAGGUAGGCUCGCCCAAGCCUCGGACCCCAGGCCCUCCCUCCCGACCGUAUUCUCGAAACAACUCUCGCCUCGGGCAGCAUGCUGUCAUUGACGAAGAUAACGAAACUACACCUAUCGGGCUAGGCCGCACAAGCGAUAAUAGCUCUGUUUCCAGUUUCAACCCUAGGGGAAGACCCCCAUCAGGCCAUGCAGAGGAAGAGGUCCAGCGGCUCGCGAAGAAGCUCGAGGAACGCGACCGGCAAUUGAAGGAACAAGCGUCAUCCCUGGCUGAUAUGGAAUCUAGCCUCAUGGAGCUGCAGAAUCUGCUUCCCUCAGAACUGUCUGACCAGAUGCGGUCGCCACGCAUGGGCGGCCAAGAAGAUCAGGAUAUUGCGCAAUUACGCGCCGUGCUUCGGGAGAAGAAUGAGAAAAUAUCUAUGCUAACAACAGAAUUUGACGCUCACAGAGCUGACUUCCGGAGCACUAUAGACACGUUAGAAAUGGCCAGCACAGAAACUGAGCGAGUAUACGAGAAGAGAGUCGAAGACCUGAUGCACGAGAUCCGGGAGCUUCAGGAGAGAGGCGAGGAUGUUGAGAGUGUUGCUAGGCAGCUUAAGCAGCUAGAGGAGCUUGUACAGGAGCUAGAAGAGGGCUUAGAAGAUGCGCGCCGUGGAGAAGCUGAAGCUCGAGGAGAAGUAGAAUUCCUAAGGGGCGAGGUCGAGCGCGGCCGAUCGGAGCUGCGACGAGAGCGAGAGAAAGCAGCAGCGGCUUUGAAGGGUGCGGGCGCGAUAAUGGACGGCCCGGUUAGUCCUGGGGGCAUGCGUGAAGUUGAGCAACGAGACGACGAGAUUAGGGGCUUGAAAGCCAUCAUUCACUCCCUCAGCUCUGGACCAGACCUUGGAGGCCCAAGCUUAGAGCGUGGUCAUUCGCCGCUGCAGCGCAACGGAGCAAUCCCCAUGAAGGACACAGAAGAGGUGGCAAGGACUCAUGCAAAAGUAGAGCGCUUAGAGCGGGAGAAGGAGGAGUUACAGGGCCUGGUGGAGCGCAAGGCGUUUAGGGAGGAAGAGUUGGAACGUGAGAUUGAACGUCUACGGAGUGAGGUCAGGGCAUCAGAGCAGCGCGAUAGCCUGAUUAGCAAUGUAGCGUCGGAGCGCACUGCCGUGCAAGACAAACGAUCCUCUGGACGCGAUUCAAAAGGGACGACCAUCAGUUGGCGAGACGCGCCACAGCAUCGCCAUGACCCUCCUCAGCUACUGGAGCCAAUGAUGGAGUCUGACACGCACUCGUCGGCGGACGGAAGUGUGCUGUGGUGUGAGAUCUGCGAGACGGGUGGACACGACAUCCUGAACUGCACUGCUAUGGGAGGCAAUGCAGACGGCGCUGUGAGGACGCCGGACAGUGUGAAGCGCAACGGCAAGGAUGCAGUCAUCCACGGCCUGAGGAACCUCUCGAUGUCGUCUGAGGGCGCGCAACCGGCACCCCUAACGCCCAAGAAAGCGCAGACUCCAGGCAAUGCACCGUCUGCACCACUCCCGAGCCCGCUGGCAAUGGGCCUGGUGCCUGCCAAGGGCAGCAAUGUGGCGGAUCCUGACAAGUGGUGUGCGCUCUGCGAGAACGAAGGGCACGACGUGACGGCAUGUCCCAACGAGGACGCAUUUUGAAGCAUUUGCAGCGAUGAUAUCCAGGGGCAUGGGAGGCAUGUUGGAGCGCAAAUUAUUAUACACUAAUAUACUUGUUGGAUUACGUUAAUAGUGGGCGUGUGUCUUGUACGUAGGCAGGAGAGGGAGUAGUCAUCGCAGUCAGGCUCCGUUGAAUAAUGUGGCAAUCCAACACCGUCGGCGGUGGCCUGGAGAUUCACCACCCUCCCCAAACCUAUCGCUUCAAAUCUGUUAACGAUGUACUACAGAACCCCCAGCAGUGGUGGGUGACUGUACCUAACCCAGAGAAAGCGUUUACCUCAAGGUAUUAAGUUUAGAGUGGGACCUUGCACUUUUUUAUGGACUGCCACCUUAUGCUCAAAGGAGCCUGCCAGUGCAUCUAGAAGCCGUAGACGCGCC